GGUCCUUUGUUGUUUGUCAUGUACAUCAAUGAUCUGGAUGAAGGUGUGGUAAAUUGGAUUAGUAAGUAUGCAGAUGAUACCAAGAUAGGGGGUGUUGUGGAUAAUGAAGAGGAUUUCCAAAGUCUACAGAGUGAUUUAGGCCAUUUGGAAGAAUGGGCUGAAAGAUGGCAGAUGGAGUUUAAUGCUGAUAAAUGUGAGGUGCUACACCUUGGCAGGACAAAUCAAAAUAGGACGUACAUGGUAAAUGGUAGGGAAUUGAAGAAUACAGUUGAACAGAGGGAACUGGGAAUAACCGUGCAUAGUUCCUUGAAGGUGGAAUCUCAUAUAGAUAGGGUGGUAAAGAAAGCUUAUGGUAUGCUAGCCUUUAUAAAUCAGAGCAUUGAGUAUAGAAGCUUGGAUGUAAUGUUAAAAUUGUACAAGGCAUUGGUGAGACCAAAUCUGGAGUAUGGUGUACAAUUUUGGUCGCCCAAUUAUAGGAAGGAUGUCAACAAAAUAGAGAGAGUACAGAGGAGAUUUACUAGAAUGUUGCCUGGGUUUCAACAACUAAGUUACAGAGAAAGGUUGAAUAAGUUAGGUCUUUAUUCUCUGGAGCGAAGAAGGUUAAGGGGGGACUUGAUAGAAGUCUUUAAAAUGAUGAGAGGGAUAGACAGAGUUGAUGUGGACAAGCUUUUCCCUUUGAGAAUAGGGAUGAUUCAAACAAGAGGACAUGACUUCAGAAUGAAGGGACAGAAGUUUAGGGAUAACAUGAGGGGGAACUUCUUUACUCAGAGAGUGGUAGCGGUGUGGAAUGAGCUUCCAGUGGAAGUGGUGGAGGCAGGUUCGUUGGUAUCAUUUAAAAAUAAAUUGGAUAGGCAUAUGGAUGAGAAGUGAAUGGAGGGUUAUGGUAUGAGUGCAGGCAGGUGGGACUAAGGGAAAAAUGUUGUUCGGCACGGACUUGUAGGGCCGAGAUGGCCUGUUUCCGUGCUGUAAUUGUUAUAUGUUAUAUGUUAUAUCCCCUGACUUCGCUAUUUUUAAGAGCUCUACUUUGCUCUCUCUUGAAACUAUCCAGAGAACUGGCCUCCACCUGAGGCAGAGAAUCCCACAGACUCACAACUGUGUGUGAAAAAAGUGUUUCCUCUUCUCUGUUCUAAAUGGUUUACCCCUUAUUCUUAAACUGUGGCCCCAGGUUCUGGACUCCCCCAACAUCGGGAACAUGUUUCCUGCCUCUAGUGUGUCCAAACCCAAAAUAAUCUUAUAUGUGUCAAUAAGAUUCCCUCUCAUCCUUCUAACUUCGAAAGUAUACAAGCCCAGCCGUUCCAUUCUCUCAGCAUAUGGCAGUCCGCACAUCCUGGGAAUUACUCUUGUAAACCUAUAAUAGCAAAAUCUCCUUCCUCAAAUUUUGAGUCCAAAACUACACACAAUACUCCAGGUGUGGUCUCACUAGGGCCCUUUACAACUGCAGAAGAAUCGCUUUGCUCUUAUACUAAACUCCUCUUGUUAUGAAGGCCAACAUGCCAUUUGCUUUCUUUACUGCCUGCUGUACCUGCAUGCUUACUUUAAUGGUCUGAAGAACAAGGACCCCCAGAUUCCGUUGUAGUUCCCCUAUUCCCAACCAUUUAGAUAAUAAUCAUCCUUCCUAUUUUUGCUAUCAAAGUGGAUAACCUCACAAUCAUCCACAUUAAACUGCAUCUGCCAUGCAUCUGCCCACCUACCAGGUAAUUAGCCACUCUCCAGUCCUGCAGCACCCACCCAUAUUUAAUGACCACUCAUAAAUCUCAGCCUGGGGACCUCCAAUUUCCUCUCUGGUUUCCCACUGUGUCCUUGAAUAUAACUGAUCAGGCUUGGUAGUUAUGUCAACCUUCAUACAUAUUAGGAGCUUCAGCACCUUCUCAAUCAUAUUACCGACUGCCCUCAUGACACGACCAUUGACUGUCCCAAGUUCCCUGGUCGUCGUGUUAAAGAGAAAUAUUCAUUGACGACUUUGCCCAUUUUCUGGCUCCCCCUUUUCCUUUAAUGUACUUAAAAAAUAUCUUGGGAUUGUCCUUAAUGUUCUCUGCCAGAGCUAUUUCCUGUCCUCUUUUUGCCCACCUGAUUUCUUCCUUUCGUUUGCUCCUCAAUUCCUGAAACUACUCCAGUAAAACAUAUGAUUCCAGUUCCUACACCUGCCCCGUGCCUCCUUCUUCUUGACUACAACAUAAUUCUUUCUUGUCAUCCAAGCUUCCUUUAUGCCUACGCUUCUUGCCAUUCACUCUUGCUGGAACAUGCAUGUCCUGGACCCGUUUCAACACACAUUUAAAAACUUCCACCAGAUGUUUCUUUUCCUUCAAUUGACCUGUUCCAAUCAAGUUGAGCGAGUUCCUGUUGAAUAAAUUUAAAGAUUGCCUUGCCCUAAUUUAGAAUUUAAAUCUGUGGGCUCGCCCUGUAUCUAUCCACAACUAUCUGAAACCCUAUAGAACAGUGGUCACUGGUCCCAAAAGGCUCAACCACGAAAAUUUCAUCAAUUUGCACCUCCCGUUUUCCAAAGACCUGAGGACACUUUUGAGAACAUGCAAUGCAGAUGCUGCACUGUCUAAAAUCCCCAACGACAACCUUAUUUGUCCUACAGCCACCUACAAUCUCCUGGCAUAUUUGUUCUUCUAAUUACCAUAAUCAUUCACUAUUUGGGGGCCUGUGGUACACUCCCAACAAGGUGAUUAUCAAAGUGUUAAUAAACAUUACGUUGCACUAAACAUUUGCUGAGAGUCUUUUGUCUGACACGUCAGUUGACACCCUUUAGAGGUAAUAUGGUCAACACAAGAAAUCAGGAGCCCCUGGUGACAGUGUGAAACUAUGGGCUACCAAUGCUUCAGACAUCAUUUUGAAUGUGGCCUUGUGAAAAGAAAACCUUUUUUUAAAUCAAAAUCAACUUUAUUCAGAAUAGAUAUACAAAAAAAGAACUGUGAAAAAUUAUUCCGACAUUCUCGGAGGCUAUACAUACAUUCAUUUGCAUCGUAUCAUAGUGUUCACAAAUAUUUAGUCUGGCACCCUUGCCAUUCAUGUGUCCCCCUGGGGUGAUAUCCCUUCCCUCUUUUGAGGCAAAGAGAUAAACAGGAUCUUCUCAGUUGGGCAACUGGUUAUGUUUGACAGACAUGAUGAGCAGGCAGAGAAAAGAUCACCCAAUCAGGCUGGGCCUGGUGAAUGUAGUGACUCUGUUGCUAUUGUGCUCUGGGCUUGUAAUUGGAUCCAGGCAGUUCUGCCUCGGGUACAUUGGAAGAUCAUUGUCAUCAUUUCUUGCAAAAGCUAGUUUCACUUUCGAGGUUAAGUUUCAGGAAAUGAUUGUUUGGGGAAGUCAAUGCCAGCAACACUCUUCUCAAUCGACUCCACAGUAAAAGUGCUGCCUAAGCUGUAAACAUAAAUUCAAAGAGCAGUGUAUCUAAUGAACACGAUGAGCAAAACAGUGAGGGAUUUGUUAAAGGAGAAGCUCGAUCAGCUUCAGUGCCACUUCACGUGGGGCCCACAGAAGGAGACCAUUGACCUGGAUGAUAUGAUGCACAGAUUACAAGAUUCUAUAGAUCUGAAUUUGAAGUAUAAGGCCAGGACCUGCAACCAAUUUGCAUUUGUAAACAGCCUGCAGGGCAACUAUGAAGACGCUAUUCAAAACUUAAAGGAAGCUGAAAAGAUUCUAAGGGAGAACUACAAAGAUGCAUUUGAAAGAAGAAGCAUCAUCACCUAUGGAAACUAUGCUUGGGUGCAUUACCACAUGGGACAACUGACCGAGGCCCAAUCCUACCUCGACAAGCUGGAGAUGAUCUGUAAACCGCUCACUGAUGGCCCUCGCUAUACAGCAAUGAUACCUGAAGUGUAUGGGGAGAAGGGAUGGGCAUUGUUGAGAUCGGCAGCUCAAUACUAUGAGGAGGCCAUGGAAUGUUUUGAGAAAGCUCUGGAGGAAGAUCCCAAUAACACGGAGUGGAUCAUGGGCUAUGCAACUGCUCUGUAUCGUCUGGAAGCAAUUCCUGGAACCACAGAGAAUAUAGGUCAGAGUCAGAGCGUGAAUCAUCUGAGACGUGUUCUGGAGCUUGAUCCAGAGGAAUCUUUGGCUAUGGUGAUGUUGGCCCUAAAACUGCAAGAGAACAAGCAAAAGAAGGAAGCAAAUGAAUUAGUUCAACAAGCCUUACAGAAAAGCCCUGAUGUUCCAAAAGUGCUUCGCAAUGCGGCAAAAUUUUACAGACUAGAACAAGCUGGGGAAAAGGCAAUUGAGCUGCUGAAAAAAGCAUUAGGAAUCACUCCACACAGCAGUGUCCUACAUGACCAAAUAGGUAUGUGCUAUAGAGUGCAACUACUUGAAGUGUUCAAAAAUCCAUUGAGCUCUGAUCGUCAAAAUCCUGAAUUUCAUCAGAAAAUGGUGUUGAUCGAUCAUUGCAAGCAUCACUUUGGAAAGGCAUUUGAACACCGUCCAAGGACAGCUAUUAAAUCACAACUAGAUUAUGCAGACAUCUGUCUAAGAAAUGGAGAGAAUUCCAAAGCAGGGGAGGUCUACAGCAAACUGCUGGAGUUAGAGGGAAUUCGUCCAGAUAAUAUGCAGAGAAUAUGGUUACAGGCUGGCUUAUUUCAACUGCACAAGAGAAAGUCUGAUUCAAAUGCUGUCCAAUUGUUCCAGAAAGGACUGAAGAUUGAAAAUAACUCCAAAGUAUGGAAAAUGUGUUAUGAAAAUUUGGACAAGUGGGCAGAAAAGAAACUUUGCAGGGAUCCACAUGAUAGCAAGGCACUUGGUGUCAAAGGGUUACUGCAUCAGAUAGAUGGGGACAAGUCCGAAGCUAUUGAAUACUUUGAAGAGGCCUUGGAAUUCGAUCCAAGCAAUGAAGAAUAUCUCAGUGCUCUUUGUGAAUUGCGCCUUUCGUUAGAAGAACAUCAUGACCUUUGAAAGAUGCAAUAAGAUGCGAUGGCUGCCCUGCCGGCGGUCUAUUCGCUUUUCCGUUCUUUUCACUAUUUUUUAGUGUGUUAAUAGUUUGUUUUAAUGUUCUUCAGUUUGUUUUACGUGGGGGAGGGGGUAACUUUUUUUUUCAGGUUCUUACCUUGCCGGAGAGGUGAUUAAUUUUCGGAUCACAUUCUCCGGCGCACUCUGCGGCCUUCCAUUGAUGGAGCUAGAAGCCUCCUCGGACUGUCAUGACCCCCACCGUGGGGCACGGACUUAACAUCGGAACGGAUCCCUUGCCUGGGAUCGCUCCCACCGCGGCCUGCGGACUUACCAUCAAGCUCGCAGUCAGGAGAAGCUGAGUCGGGCGCUCCAUCGUCACAGAAGUUUCAAUCAACCCCGACGCGAGGUUCGAUCGCCCAACGCGGGGGAGCUGACAUCCCCUCGAUGCAGGAGCUUGACCACCUCAACGCAGUAGGCCCAAACGCCGCCGGCUACGGGAGUCAAGAUCGUCCCGUGAAAAAUAUAAAAGUGGAUAAGUCUCCAGGUCCUGACAGGAUAUUCCCUAGGACAUUGAGGGAAGUUAGUGUAGAAAUAGCCGGGGCUAUGACAGAAAUAUUUCAAAUGUCAUUAGAAACGGGAAUAGUCCCCGAGGAUUGGCGUACUGCGCAUGUUGUUCCAUUGUUUAAAAAGGGUUCUAAGAGUAAACCUAGCAAUUAUAGACCUGUUAGUUUAUAGGCAGCGUGACUCUCGUCAGCAGCGGCCUCUGCAGCCCGUCCGCGUUUUUAUUAUUUUUUGUCUAUGUUUCUAUGUAGCUUUUGUUAUUUUUUGUUGGGGUGUGUGUGUGGGGGGGGG
Molecule: messenger RNA, 5725 nt
Organism: Leucoraja erinaceus (little skate)
Lineage: Eukaryota; Metazoa; Chordata; Chondrichthyes; Rajiformes; Rajidae
Product: interferon-induced protein with tetratricopeptide repeats 5-like
Exons: 2
Coding region: 3395-4879 (494 amino acids)
Biological process (GO): RNA processing; defense response to virus
Cellular component (GO): cytosol
Molecular function (GO): protein binding
Source: RefSeq, a predicted model, not a curated record